Molecule: messenger RNA, 701 nt
Organism: Aspergillus candidus
Lineage: Eukaryota; Fungi; Ascomycota; Eurotiomycetes; Eurotiales; Aspergillaceae
Product: ankyrin repeat domain-containing protein
Exons: 1
Coding region: 216-578 (120 amino acids)
Biological process (GO): regulation of barbed-end actin filament capping
Cellular component (GO): nucleus; cytoplasm
Molecular function (GO): protein binding
Source: RefSeq, a predicted model, not a curated record
GCCAAUCCGAAUGCAGGCUGCAGUAAGACUUUCCACCCGUGUGGGUCAUCUAUUCUUGACUCAAGUUUCUUACUCAAUGUGUUACAGACGAUCCAUAUAAGUACCCAUUACCCGUGGCGGUCGAAAACAAUCACGAAGAAAUAAUCCAAUUACUACUCACGACCAGUAACAUCAACCCCAACCCCGGGCUUCAGGCAGCGAUAACAACCAAGCAAAUGCCAAUGAUACGCAUGUUUCUCAAUUUGCCAAACGUGAAUCCUAAUGUACACGACAGACUUGCCGGCCAGACUGUUUUGAUGACCGCAAUACGGCAGGGAGACAUGGAGAUGGUUCGCUGGCUCCUGGAGAAGAAUAUGGUCGACAUAAAUGCACGUAACUCGGCGGGCGAAACUGCUCUUAUGCGUGCUGUCACGAUGUAUGAUCUGGAGACCGUCAGGCUUCUCGUUGAAGUGUAUGGGGCAGAUAUCACCGCGCGGACGAAGUACGGUGCUACCGCUCUGGAUUGGGCUGAGAGAUAUCGCUGGACUAUCGACGAAGUGAUCAGGUUACUUUCCCCCAAGAGAGUGCGUGUUGCUUGAAUGAACAAUCUCUAUCAUUUCACCGUGUACUUUCCCUAUUUUCUCAGUCGGUUGAGACUGGAAUCACAUUGUCUACGUCAAGAUAGAAACCCGACCUUCUUAUCCCUCUUGCUGUGGGUCUAG